Molecule: messenger RNA, 1435 nt
Organism: Cyprinodon variegatus (sheepshead minnow)
Lineage: Eukaryota; Metazoa; Chordata; Actinopteri; Cyprinodontiformes; Cyprinodontidae
Product: lipase member H-like
Exons: 5
Coding region: 272-1225 (317 amino acids)
Molecular function (GO): lipase activity
Source: RefSeq, a predicted model, not a curated record
AAUUGCCCUGUUUUGACCUUCAUCCUACUCCCCAUUAACUUCAUGCCACUAAUAAAAAACAUGAUGCUAUGGCUACCAUGGUUUUACUAUGGCAAUCUGCACCAAUUUCUCUCCAUAUUUUAGAGUUGUUACAUGAAAUCAAGAUUUAGUACAACCUUUAGUAAACCUGAAUCCUUCUCUGACUCUCAUGAAUUGCAUAUUUAAUUAGAAGAACAUGUACCUGUUUUAGUUAACUUGAGCCACAAAAGUGUGAAACAACCUCUUAUGAAGAAUGCUGGUUAAUUCAAACUUUAAAGUGACUUCAGAUAAUCAUUCAUCUUCGUUCUGUUUUUUAUUAGCUUUUCCAGUUGACAGAUGUGAGAAAUUCACAGACCUUUCUCUCCAUCAUGCCCUCGUUGGAACAAGCAUCAGAGUCAGGCUACUGCUGUACACCAGGGAUAAUGACAGCUGUGCUGUUCUCCUGUCUCACACCAACCUGACAGAGCAUCCACAGUUUAACCUGUCCAGACCCACCACCUUCAUCAUCCAUGGAUUUCGGCCCAGCGGUUCUCCCCCAGUGUGGGUGGAGGACUUCACAAAGAGACUGCUGGGCAGAGGAGAUAUCAAUGUUGUGGUAGUUGACUGGAACUAUGGAGCUGCUAAUAUUGAUUAUUUCUUUAAGGUAGUAGGGAAUACAUACAAAGUGGCAGAAAACCUGACAGCCUUCAUUAGAAUGAUGAAGGAUCAUAAUGCUUCUCUAAGCUCGAUUCAUAUGAUUGGAGUCAGUCUGGGAGCCCACAUUUCCGGUUUUGUGGGAGCAAACUUUAACGGCUCGGUGGGAAGAAUAACAGUUAACAAAAAUGUUUUUAUUAUGUCAGUGACAAACUACAGAGUGGAUGUGAUGGUUUGGAACAACAAAAAGCAUUGGGGACAAGUGGAUAUUGAAAUACAUAACGGCACUGAUAAAGCAAUGGCAGAAAUCAAUCAUAAAGCAACAAAGUUCAGCAAGGAAGAAGGGACCACGAUGCUGGCUGUGUUUGACAGAGAUAUCCAGCCAGUAAAAACAAUCUCUCUAAAAUACCAUGCUGGGACAGCAUGUAAUUCCAACCGCAAACUCCGGGUCCUCAGAAUUCGUUUUACGCCACUUGAUCACAAAGAGAGCCCUCUCUGUCGGUAUGACAUCCUUCUUGAGAACAAGAAGGAAGUCAAGGUCAGGCCUAUUCCAUGUGAAGAAACCGAGCCAUGAAGUCAAGCUGAAAUGUAAAAAAGUCGUUGGGCUCAUCCGUUUCUCUAAGACUGGUCAGAAAAACAACAACGAAGCCAAAUGGAAUUUUAAGACAAAAAAGAAUGACCCGUCAACCAAAGGAUUACUGAUCAUUUGGAAAUAUAAUAUAUUUUGAUAUAUUUAUUUUCAAGAGGGUGUAAAUACAAACAUAUCCAUUAAUCGUUGUAUGUG